UGUCAAUCUCGUCGGAUUUCUGGCAUUUUAAAUUUUUAACCCAAAGGCAUCGCGAUGGAGAACGCGGGCGUGUUGAUGAUGUGUCCUAUCUCGUCCUAUCUCGAAGCGCAGAUUGACGAGCGCUUGAAGCUCUUCAGACUGUGGGACGCUUCUCCUUCCAUGUCCGAUUUCCUGAAGCUCAAUGCCCGUUCAAUUCGAGCCGUCGUCGGAAGCGCAUCGCACGGGACUGAUUCGGGGCUCAUCGACUCGCUUCCCAACCUUGAAAUCGUCUCCACCUGCAGUGUGGGUUACGAUAAAAUUGACCUGGCUAAGUGCAGAGAGAGGGGAAUUCGAGUCACCAACACUCCCAAUGUGCUGACGGACGAGGUCGCCGAUGCGGCGAUAGCGCUGGUCUUGGCGACGUUGAGGAGAAUCUGCGCUGCUGAUGCUUUCGUCAGAAGUGGGCUAUGGAGGAGUUGCAAUUUUGAGCUGGCCACCAAGUUCAGUGGUAAAUCAGUUGGGAUAAUAGGGUUAGGCAGAAUUGGUUCAGCAAUAGCAAAGAGAGCUGAAGCAUUUGGCUGCAGAAUCAGCUACACCUCUAGACUGAAGAAACCCCAUAUCAACUACACAUUCCACUCGAGUGUCGUUGGUUUGGCUGCUGAUUCUCAAAUCCUAAUUGUUGCUUGUUCGUUGACAGAAGAAACGCGACACAUUGUAGAUCGAAAGGUCAUUGAUGCUUUAGGUCCAAAUGGCGUUCUAAUCAACAUAGGACGAGGUGCCCAUGUGGAUGAACCUGAACUUGUGUCUGCUUUGCUUGAAGGACGGUUAGGUGGGGCAGGGCUUGAUGUUUACGAGAACGAGCCCGAUGUGCCAGAUGUGCUUUUUGGGCUGCGAAAUGUUGUUCUUCUGCCUCAUGUUGCAAGCGACACUGUUGAAACUUCCCAGUCCAUGGCUGAUCUUGUUGUUGCAAAUUUGGAGGCUCAUUUUCUUAACAAACCUUUACUAUCGCCUGUGAUUUGAAUGGUCUUUGGAAAGUUUCUUGGGGUUUCAGCUGACCUCUCUCCCUGUGACCCUGUUUCUCUAGGUGCUAGUCACCAUUUUCCUUUCUUUGAGAAGUAUCAUUUUUUAGUCUUAAAAUUGUAGAAGUAAUGUUGGUAUCAUUUUGUCUUUUUUAUUUUAUCCGAAAUAUAUGUAUAUGUACUCCUUCCUGACUUCUUGAGUUUUUAGGCAAAAUUAGGGGGGCAUAAAAACCGACCCGAACCGGUACAGAACCAGACUGUGAUGGUACCGAACCGAAUACCGGGUAUUUAAACGGUUCCAUAGAAUGUUAUCCCGAAAUAGCACCGUUUCAAACGGGUACGGGGCCGGUCCCAGAUUUUGUGAACAUAAAAAUAUUGAAUCGAACCAUUUAAAAAUAAUGCAUUUGAGAUUUUUAUGUUUUUUCCAUACCAAUGAAUUUUUUUAGACCAAAAUUUUUAGUCCAAGUAUGUAUUCAUGC
Molecule: messenger RNA, 1477 nt
Organism: Cuscuta epithymum
Lineage: Eukaryota; Viridiplantae; Streptophyta; Magnoliopsida; Solanales; Convolvulaceae
Source: the annotation of a GenBank genome assembly